This is a messenger RNA of Candida albicans SC5314, 1248 nucleotides long. It is a transcript of the gene CMK1, whose product is annotated as protein kinase. The transcript has a single exon. Gene Ontology annotation, molecular function: ATP binding; calcium/calmodulin-dependent protein kinase activity; calmodulin binding. Gene Ontology annotation, biological process: cellular response to oxidative stress; protein phosphorylation. Bases 1 to 1248 code for a protein of 415 amino acids. The record is from RefSeq and is a predicted model, not a curated record. Lineage: Eukaryota; Fungi; Ascomycota; Pichiomycetes; Serinales; Debaryomycetaceae.
AUGACCAAGACAGGCAAGUUUACACCUUGGGAUGAAACCACUGGAAACAAGACAACGACUGCCAACAACACUUCCUAUAUCUUAUCCAAAAAGCCUUUGGGAGAUGGAUCAUAUUCUGUUGUAUUUGAGUGCAAAAACACAUCUACUGGAAGACACUAUGCCGCAAAGAAAUACACCAAGAGGUUGAUGUAUGGGUUUGAGAAUAUGCUUAAAAACGAAUUUAAAGUUUUAAAUCGAAUUUCUUUAUCUCAUAGUCAUCUUUUGUCACUCAUAGAUUUUUUUGAAACUGAGGAGAGCUUCUAUUUAGUGACAGAUCUAGCUCGCGGCGGAGAUUUAUGGAACAAGAUAGCUGAAGAAGAAAAAUUAAAUGAGCAAACCACUCGCACGAUAACAAGACAAUUGGUGGAAUCUGUCGAGUUUCUUCACAAGCACCAAAUACUUCAUCAUGACAUCAAAGCAGAAAACGUAUUUUUCCAAAGUAAACACCAAGAUACUAUCUUAUUAGGUGAUUUUGGUCUCGCUAAAAUUUUACAGCCGCAGGAAAAAUUGCAUGAAGUUGCAGGGACUUUAAGUUAUAUGGCACCAGAAAUGUUGGACUACAAAAUUGGGUACGAUUUCCCCAUCGAUGUUUGGGCACUAGGUGUGUGUGUUUAUUUCAUGCUAUGUGGAUAUAUGCCUUUUGACUGUGACGAUGACGAAGAAACAAAAGAUGCUAUUCGUAGCCGCAAAUACCUAUUCGAGCCUAGUGAGUAUUGGGUCGAUGUUUCUUCAGAAGCCAAAGAUUUUAUAUUAGCAUGCUUACAGGUUGACCCACAAAAGAGACUUACUGCAAGUCAGCUACUCCAACAUUCAUUUUUGAAAAUAAAUCUGACCAAACCAGCCAUCACAAUACUGCUGCCUCUUAAGAGAUCGUUUUCAAAUUUGUCAGCGUUGCAAAGAGAUCAAAUCAAAAAUAUUCUUCAAAAGGUAGGAGGGGUGUCAGCACCAGCUUUAUCACAUUCGAGUUCCAUAAAUGAGAAACUAGAACGCGGGCGUUUUGACUCUUUGAACAAAGAUGCUACAUUAAAUGGAGCAAUAUGCCCAUCACCCGAAUGUGUAUCAAUUUUUUCAUCACCUGCAAACUCUACUUCAGUUUCAAGAGAUGGAUCUGGUCUCAACAUUUUUGAAGAGCUGUUAAAGUGGGAUAGUAGCCAAAAGAAAGCAUUACCGUUGAAUACCUUGAGGCAAGGAGCAAGCUUUGCAUUAUGA